ACUCGCAGGCCCCAGUGGUCCUAGUGGGCCUCCCCCGGGGCGCGUCCUAGCUUCCCUCCCCAACCCUCUUGCAAAAGAGCAGGACCUCCAAGGAGCGCAAGUCCUGCCUGCAGUUCGCCGAUUCUCCCACCAGGGGCCGCUGCGCAUGGGCGACAAAGAGCGCGGGUUCCUAAGCCGCAGAGAGGCGGAAGCCGAUUGGUAGUCAGACGCGGCGGGAAGGCGGGGCCUGGGAACUGGCCGGGAGUUGGGGGGCUGGGAGCUCGUCCCCGGGCCGAGGCGGGCCGGGCUGUUGUCGCCUCAGGUGGCUCCUGGGAGGCUACCGUUGUGUCCCGGGAGUCUGUUCAGACCGGCUCUAGAGCUGAGGCGAGUGGAGCAGCACCACGGCCUGGAGAUCGGGGCAGGGCGGCUGCUAUCGCUGCCGCCGCCGCCGCAGGCCUGAGUUACCUGAGCAACUGAGGGUCAGGGACCCGCCGGCCGGCGGUUGGCGCGGGAGACUCUGGAGGGUGAAAGGGAGGCUGGGACUUGGUCCUUGGAGCGGGAGGGGGGUCCUGGCAACGACUAGUGCGAGCCCAGGGUCCGAGAGAACCCACCGGGGGCUGGGGACUCCAGGGGGCCGUCACCACCAGUUAUUCCGGCAUCCAGCCGGGGGUUGGGGCGGGCCCGAGCUUCGCUGGGGGCCGGGCGGCGCGGGGCGGGCCCGCGGGAAAGCACGCCCCCGCCCGCCCCGGGCCCGCCCCGUGCUGCCCGCCCGCCUGCCUGGGAGCCGCUGUCCUGGGCCUGGCCCGUGCGCGUCCGCCUGCUGGACCUGGGCACCGCCAGCCUCCUGGGCACGGGACUGGGCGGGGGCGCUGACCUCGGCCUAGGAGGCCCAGUAUCCCGGAGCCGCCCGCGCCCGCGGGACCCUGCGGGUCGCACUCCCUCCCCAGCUUCUGGGGCUCGCCUCCCUUCGGCAGGGCAAGGUCAGGUGCCCCCUUCUCGCCUCGCUUCUCUUCUCUAUCCUCCUCCACCAACUCCUGUGCCCGCGGAGACCCCGGCCGUCCCUUCACGCAGGGGUGUAGCGGGCUGCGGAGCUGACAGCGUCCCCGCAGCCACCUUGCCCAAACUGUCCGGAAGCGGCACGAGCUCAGGCCGCCCGCAGCCCCUGCGGACCCACUAUUGAACCUGAGGAACCAGCCCUCCUCCCGCACUCAAACUUGGAGCACUUGACCUUUGGCUGCUGGAGGGGGCCGGCCCGCGGGUAGACAGCUGCGGAGCGGCGAGGGUGCCUUGCCUGGAGACGUCGGCUGCACUCCCGGGCUCCUGACUUUGCCUCUGGGAUCCCAAGGUGUCCACAUCAGACGCAUGUUGACUGAGACCUAGAGUCAUGGAUAUAUGCUCCCGUCUUGCCCUGUGGCUCCUCUGGGGACUCCUCCUGCACCAGGGCCAGAGCCUCAGCCAUAGUCACAGCGAGAAGGCGACAGGAACCAGCUCGGGGGCCAACUCUGAGGAGUCCACUGCAGCAGAGAUGGGGUUUUGCCACACUGCCCAGGCUGGCCUCAAAAUCGUGAACUCAAGCAAUCUUCCCACCUUGGCCUCCCAAAGUGCUGGGAUUACAGAGUUUUGCCGAAUUGACAAGCCCCUCUGUCACAGUGAGGAUGAGAAACUCAGCUUCGAGGCAGUCCGUAACAUCCACAAGCUGAUGGAUGAUGAUGCCAAUGGUGAUGUGGAUGUGGAAGAAAGUGAUGAGUUCCUGAGGGAAGACCUUAAUUACCAUGACCCAACAGUGAAACACAGCACCUUCCAUGGUGAGGAUAAGCUCAUCAGCGUGGAGGACCUGUGGAAGGCAUGGAAGUCAUCAGAAGUAUACAAUUGGACCGUGGAUGAAGUGGUACAGUGGCUGAUCACAUAUGUGGAGCUGCCUCAGUAUGAGGAGACCUUCCGGAAGCUGCAGCUCAGUGGCCAUGCCAUGCCAAGGCUAGCUGUCACCAAUACCACCAUGACAGGAACUGUGCUGAAGAUGACAGACCGGAGCCAUCGGCAGAAGCUGCAGCUGAAGGCCCUGGAUACAGUGCUCUUUGGGCCUCCUCUCUUGACCCGCCAUAAUCACCUCAAGGACUUUAUGCUGGUGGUGUCUAUCGUUAUUGGUGUGGGCGGCUGCUGGUUUGCCUAUAUCCAGAACCGCUACUCCAAGGAGCACAUGAAGAAGAUGAUGAAAGACUUGGAGGGGUUACACCGAGCUGAGCAGAGUCUGCAUGACCUUCAGGAAAGGCUGCACAAGGCCCAGGAGGAGCACCGCACAGUGGAGGUGGAGAAGGUCCAUCUGGAGAAGAAGCUGCGCGAUGAGAUCAACCUUGCUAAGCAGGAAGCCCAGCGGCUGAAGGAGUUACGGGAGGGUACUGAGAAUGAGCGGAGCCGCCAAAAAUAUGCUGAGGAGGAGUUGGAGCAGGUUCGGGAGGCCUUGAGGAAAGCAGAGAAGGAGCUAGAAUCACACAGCUCCUGGUAUGCUCCAGAGGCCCUUCAGAAGUGGCUGCAGCUGACCCAUGAGGUGGAGGUGCAAUAUUACAACAUCAAGAAGCAAAAUGCUGAGAAGCAGCUGCUGGUGGCCAAGGAGGGGGCUGAGAAGAUAAAAAAGAAGAGAAACACACUCUUUGGCACCUUCCACGUGGCCCACAGCUCUUCCCUGGAUGAUGUAGAUCAUAAAAUUCUAACAGCUAAGCAAGCACUGAGUGAGGUGACAGCAGCAUUGCGGGAGCGCCUGCACCGCUGGCAACAGAUCGAGAUCCUCUGUGGCUUCCAGAUUGUCAAUAACCCGGGCAUCCACUCACUGGUGGCUGCCCUCAACAUAGACCCCAGCUGGAUGGGCAGUACACGCCCCAACCCUGCCCACUUCAUCAUGACUGACGACGUGGAUGACAUGGAUGAGGAGAUUGUGUCUCCCUUGUCCAUGCAGUCCCCCAGCCUGCAGAGCAGUGUUCGGCAGCGCCUGACGGAGCCACAGCAUGGCCUGGGAUCUCAGAGGUUGGUAGAGGGCGAGGCUGGCCACUUCUUGACAAGCCGGGUGUCUCUGCGGCGAAUGCGCAGCCUUUCAUCUGGACAGUCUUUCAGUUCUGAAGGCUACGGGACCAGCUCUCCAUCUGCCUCUGCUGCUUCUUCUUGCUCCUCUUCUACCACCACCAUCACCACUACCACCACCACCACCACCACCAUCACCACCGUCCAUGUCCACCCUGUUUAUUACCACCACAGCACUUCCUAUUUCCUCCAGACGGAGCCAUACCCUGACACACCCCCUUCUGACAGCACCGCUGUGAUGCCUGGGCAUUCAGAGAGCUUGGGGGAUUUGACCCAUUCCGAUUCGGAGUCCUCCCUCCACAUGAGUGACCGCCAGCGUGUGGCCCCCAAACCUCCUCAGAUGAGCCGUGCUGCAGAUGAGGCUCUCAAUGCCAUGACUUCCAAUGGCAGCCACCGGCUGAUCGAGGGGGUCCACCCAGGGUCUCUAGUGGAGAAACUGCCUGACAGCCCUGCCCUGGCCAAGAAGGCAUUACUGGCGCUGAACCAUGGGCUGGACAAGGCCCACAGCCUGAUGGAGCUGAGCCCCUCAGCCCCUCCUGGUAGCUCUCCACAUUUGGAUUCUUCCCGUUCUCACAGCCCCAGUUCCCCAGACCCAGACACGCCAUCUCCAAUUGGGGACAGCCGAGCCCUGCAAGCCAGCCGAAACACACGCAUUCCCCACCUGGCUGGCAAGAAGGUUGUGGCUGAGGAGGAUAAUGGCUCUAUUGGUGAGGAGACAGACUCCAGCCCAGGCCGGAAGAAGUUUCCCCUCAAAAUCUUUAAGAAGCCUCUUAAGAAGUAGGCAGGAUGGGGGUGGCAGUAAUGGGACAGCUUGUCCUUCCCUGGGUCUUCUGCCUCUCCUUCCCUCCCUUCCUUCAAGAUAACUGGCCCCAAGAGUGGGCCAUAGGAAGGGCUGGUCCAGGGGUCUGGGCACUGUACAUACCUGCCCCCUCAUCUUUGGGUCCUUUAUUAUUAUUUAUUAACUGACCACCAUGGCCUGCCUGCCCUGCCUCCCUCCCAACCAUGGGCUGCUGCUGUCACUCCCUCUCCGCUUCAGUGCAUGUCUUAUUUGCUGUCCCCUCAGCUCCCAGCUCCACCUCUGGGGUCCAGCUUCUGUCUCUGCUGUCCCAGUUUUAAGGUUUGGUUUCUUGUUUCUGUCUCUUGCUUUCAGAGCCCUCCCUCCCACCACUUCCCAACUUUCCCUAGCAGUUGCAGGGAAGAUAGGAGGAGUAACUUCUGACUUGUGUGCCUCAGAUCUGUUCCACCCCACUCACAGUGGUUCUUUUUGCUCCAGACUGGGGCUAGGGCCUAACCUUUGGGGUUUGUUCUUUGAUAUUGUUGGGGGUCAGAAGGAGCCUCAUCCUAGAUUUCACUCAGGCCUCCAGGGGUCCAUGGGAGAGUGAAACCAAUUCUCAGAGAACAACCUACCAGAGACAUUUAAAGAGGCUAGGCUUGGGGAUGGGUUAGAAGAGGCCUCUCUUCAUUGGAGCAUGUGUGGAUGCCAGAACUGUGGGUUAUAAGGCAGUCACUUUUUCUCUCUUCUCCCACCCACACCUGCCUCCCUCUUACCCCUGCUCCCCCACACUGCAGGAGGGUUUGUCUCUAAGAGGUGCUGCCCCAAAGCUCCCCAAGCAUCAAUACUCCUGGGGCUCAGGACAAGUGGCUCCCCUGGCUAGGGGAGCCACAGCCAUGAUACAGGGCUCUUAUGGAGCCCUGGAGUUGUUGGACAAAGAUGCUGUCAUAUUUUUGAACCAAAAGACAAACAGGUUUAAAGUAAAAAAGAAAUCUGAAUUUCCCAAGUGCCUACACUGCAUACUUCCCUCGUCAGAUCCCAUUUUCAUGUUACUUUGUAGCCUUGGCCAGAGGCUCAAAAAGACACAACCAGUUUGGGGAAGGAGUGGCUAAGGAAGAUGGUAUAGGUGAAGGUGGCUGUGUGACCACUUCCCCCACCCUUCCCACCCUCUAGACACUCUCUCCCUUACCUGUUUUUGCUAUGGCUGUAAAUGUAUUUUCCCUCUGCCCCACUCCCUGUCAUGCCUUUAUCCUGGGAUCCUAUUUUGGGCCUGGGGUGGGUGCACCUGGGGCUGGUCUUAGGAGGGUGCUAGGCUGCAGACUGCCUCGUACUCCCUGGACACCCUCAAAUGGGGUUUUCUGUAUUAUUUCAUAAGAAUCUUUGGAGUCCAAUAAAGCAUGUAGGAGAUUUUAA
Callithrix jacchus (white-tufted-ear marmoset) is the source of this 5236-nucleotide messenger RNA. It is a transcript of the gene STIM1, whose product is annotated as stromal interaction molecule 1. The record is from RefSeq and is a predicted model, not a curated record. Gene Ontology annotation, biological process: activation of store-operated calcium channel activity; intracellular calcium ion homeostasis; store-operated calcium entry. Gene Ontology annotation, molecular function: calcium ion binding; calcium channel regulator activity; protein binding. Gene Ontology annotation, cellular component: endoplasmic reticulum; plasma membrane. Lineage: Eukaryota; Metazoa; Chordata; Mammalia; Primates; Cebidae.